GCAUCUUCUGCAGUGGAGGGUGGACUCUUAACCCCUGCGGCACCAGGGAAGUCCUCUUAAUUCUCCUAUCAGCAUUUUGAAGCUUGACUAUGCUGUUCCCCAGACGAGGAAACAGACAGACUUGCUGCCUGUGGGGAGGGCCUGAGAAGUACGUGGUCCUCAGGAGCAGCCCCACCCUGUGCUCAGGAGGGGCCCGGGCACAGACCAGCGGCCCCCGAUGGUCCUUCCCCUUCUUCCCUCCCCCGCCCCCCCGCACCCAGGCUCACUGACACUGUCACUGUUGCUUUCAUGCCAAAGCUUUCUCCCUCUCUCUGUGUAUUGGACCCCUGGGUAUUUCAAUCAGGACAGUUUGCUAUCACUUCCUUCAGGACGCCUUCCAGGGAUGCCCGGGUCGAGGUGAGCCCAGCCCUCUGCUGGCAGCUCCUCUGGGCUGGUUCUUUGCAACCUGGAUUGCCACUGUUUUUGUUUUGGCUUCCCCGUGAGACUGGCAAUCCCACAGGGCACGAAGCAUUUGCCCACCCGUCUCCUCUGGUUUUCCUGGGCUUCACAUCUGUCUCUGAGAAUCUGGUCUGUCUGAAACGCUCAGUGUCUCUGUCUCUCCGUCUCCAUCUCUGGGCCCCUGAAUGUCUCAGCAUCUGUGGUUUUCCGGUCUGGAGUGCUCUGGGGUCUCGGUUUCUGGGUCGCUCUCUAAAGCAUCCCCGUCCUCCAGCCUCAGCCCCUUGGUCUCUCCGGCUCUGUUUCCUGAGUCUCCCGGCCCUGCCAGGCGGGCGCUGCCCCUUUGGCCUGAGCGGGCCUCUGGGCAGGGGGGUGUCCUUGCUGCCCAGCCUGCCCACAGCGAGGCCAGGCCCCGGGAGGCCCCCGCCCAGCCUGCUGCCUAUUCCCUCCCUCCCUACCCGCCUGCCUCACCACAGGGCUUGAUGAAUCAAACUCUUUGUCUGGGUGGGAUCUCCCCAAGCCAGCUGGGCAGAGAGAGGGCUUCCCCUGCCGGAGCAGCCAAACACCAUCCGCGGCGGGCCUUGGUGGAGAGGCCCUGGUGGGUGGCGGAGCAAAGGAGGAAUGGACUGUGGGCCACCUGCUGCCCUCCAGCCCCAUCUGGCUGGGCCGCCUGGCACUGCCCACCACCCAGUGGCCGUGUGCCAGCAGGAGAGCCUGUCCUUCGCGGAGCUGCCCAUCCUGCAGCCUCCAGGCCCUGUGUGUCUGGACCUCUUCCCUGUGGCUCCAGAGGAGCUGCAGGCACCUGGCAGCCGCUGGUCUCUGGGGACCCCUGCUCCCCUCCAGGGGCUGCUAUGGCCACCGCCCCCAGGAGGCGCAGACCCCGAGCUCUCCACCAGCGGGGGAAUGCGGCCCAGCAGGGCUGGCAGCUGGCCACACUGUCCUAGUGCCCAGCCCCCAGCCCUGGAGGGACCCUGGAGUCCCCAGCACCCACAGCCACAGCGCCGGGCCAGCCACGGCUCAGAGAAGAAGUCAGCCUGGCGCAAGAUGCGGGUGUACCAGAGAGAAGAGGCCCUUGGUGGCCCCGAGGACCACGCUGUCUUCCUGGAGCCGAGUCAGGCCGCGGAGCAGGCGCUGAGCGCAGAGGAGCCCCGGCCCGCCGGGUUGCCUGGACCGGCUCGUGGGGGCCUCGAGGGGCCUGAGCGGAGGCGCUUCUCGGCCUCUGAGCUGAUGACCCGCUUGCACUCUUCCCUGCGCUUGGGGCGGAAUUCAGCAGCCAGGGCACUGAUUCCAGGGACAGGGUCAGGCCCCGGAGCCGCCCUAGAAGGGAAAGCGCCUGGAAGAGACUCGCGCAGUGUAGAGAUGAGGGUGGACACCACGGCGACGCCAGCUCCUGUUGACCUGAGCCGGGUCCCCGACAACUGGCCGGAGCCCAGGCUGGAUGCGCGGGAGGAGCCGGCGCCAGGGCCCCGGAGCGCCAGCGAGCGGCGCCAGUCCCGGUUCCUGCUUAACUCCGUCCUCUACCAGGAAUAUAGCGACGUGGCCAGCGCCCGCGAGCUGCGGCGGCAGCAGCGCGAGGAGGAGGGCGCGGCGGACGAGGCGGAGGGCGCGGAGGAGGGCCCGGGGCCGCCGCGCGCCGACCUCUCCCCGAGCAGCUCGUUCCGGGCGCAGCGCGCCGCGCGGGGCUCCACCUUCUCGCUGUGGCAGGACAUUCCCGACGUGCGCGGCAGCGGCGUCUUGGCCACGUUGAGCCUGCGCGACUGCAAACUGCAGGAGGCCAAGUUUGAGCUGAUCACGUCCGAGGCCUCAUACAUCCACAGUCUGUCGGUGGCCGUGGGCCACUUCUUAGGCUCGGCCGAGCUGAGUGAGUGCCUGGGGACACAGGACAAGCAGUGGCUGUUCUCCAAACUGCCCGAGGUCAAGAGCACCAGCGAGAGGUUCCUGCAGGACCUGGAGCAGCGGCUGGAGGCGGAUGUCCUCCGCUUCAGCGUGUGCGACGUGGUCCUGCAGCACUGUCCGGCCUUCCGGCGCGUCUACCUGCCCUAUGUCACCAACCAGGCCUAUCAGGAGCGCACCUACCAGCGCCUGCUCCUGGAGAACCCCAAGUUCCCUGGCAUCCUGGCUCGCCUGGAGGAGUCUCCUGUGUGCCAGCGGCUGCCCCUCACCUCCUUCCUCAUCCUGCCGUUUCAGAGGAUCACCCGCCUCAAGAUGUUGGUGGAGAACAUCCUGAAGCGGACAGCGCAGGGCUCUGAAGAUGAAGACAUGGCCACCAAGGCCUUCAAUGCCCUCAAGGAGCUGGUGCAAGAGUGCAAUGCCAGUGUGCAGACCAUGAAGAGGACAGAGGAGCUCAUCCAUCUGAGCAAGAAGAUCCACUUUGAGGGCAAGAUCUUCCCGCUGAUCUCUCAGGCCCGCUGGCUGGUUCGGCACGGGGAGCUGGUGGAGCUGGCACCCCUGCCCGCGGUGCCCCCUGCCAAGCUGAAGCUGUCCAGCAAGGCGGUCUACCUGCACCUCUUCAAUGACUGCCUGCUGCUCUCCCGGCGGAAGGAGCUGGGGAAGUUCGCCGUCUUCGUCCACGCGAAGAUGGCAGAGCUACAGGUGAAGGACCUGAGCCUCAAGCUGCAGGGCAUCCCCGGCCACGUGUUCCUCCUUCAGCUCCUCCACGGGCAGCGCACGAAGCACCAGUUCCUGCUAAGGGCCCGGACGGACCUUCCUCUCCCCAGGAGUGAGAAGCAGCGAUGGAUCUCGGCCCUGUGCCCCUCCAGCCCCCAGGAGGACAAGGAGGUCAUCAGCGAGGGGGAAGGUAGCAGCCUGUCCCCCACCACGAGGGCCACGUUCCCGGGGCUGGACCACCCCCAGGUCCAGUGUGUCAGAACGUACAAGGCGUCGCAGCCAGACGAGCUGACCUUGGAGAAGACGGACAUCCUGGCCGUGAGGAUGCGGACCAGUGACGGCUGGCUGGAAGGGGUGCGCCUGGCAGAUGGCGAAAAGGGCUGGGUGCCCCAGGCCUAUGUGGAGGAGAUCAGCAGCCUCAGUGCCCGCCUCCGGAACCUCUGGGAAAAUAAGCGGGUCACAAGUGCCACCAGCAAGCUGGGGGGCCCCUCCGUGUGACGGCGGCCGUGACCCAGGACAGCAGCCCCACGCCGGCGCCUGGACAGGUCUGCAGGGGACCUGCGGUGUCCCCAUGCCCCACCUGCUGCCACUGGGGCUUCUGUUCUGAUGCCUGGCUUCGAGGGUGCAGGCUGGACGCAGGUGGGGGUUGCCUCUGAAGAGUCUCCCCUGUCCUCCUACUCCUCGAGUCCACAGUUCAGGGACGAGGGUCGUUUAUCCCUCUGGCUCGUGCCCUCUGGGACUUGGCCUCUCCCUUUCCUGCCCUCCACCCUGCCCGAGUCUUGGUCCCUCUGGCAGGGACCUGACUAGCAGUGGCUCUGGGCGCUGGGACCUAUCUGUGUAGACAGAUCUGGAGUCUCUGGUCUGAGCCUGCGUGGGCCCCGGUUGCUGUGACUCACCUGUAAAUAAAUUGCCCUAAUGCCUUU
Messenger RNA from Cervus elaphus (red deer), 3965 nucleotides. RefSeq names its product Rho guanine nucleotide exchange factor 19 (gene ARHGEF19). Bases 1057 to 3540 code for a protein of 827 amino acids. The record is from RefSeq and is a predicted model, not a curated record. The transcript is spliced from 16 exons. Gene Ontology annotation, biological process: regulation of actin cytoskeleton organization; activation of GTPase activity. Lineage: Eukaryota; Metazoa; Chordata; Mammalia; Artiodactyla; Cervidae. Gene Ontology annotation, molecular function: protein binding; guanyl-nucleotide exchange factor activity.